Molecule: messenger RNA, 2119 nt
Organism: Aethalodelphis obliquidens (Pacific white-sided dolphin)
Lineage: Eukaryota; Metazoa; Chordata; Mammalia; Artiodactyla; Delphinidae
Gene: ZBTB46
Product: zinc finger and BTB domain containing 46
Exons: 5
Coding region: 149-1921 (590 amino acids)
Biological process (GO): regulation of transcription by RNA polymerase II
Molecular function (GO): RNA polymerase II cis-regulatory region sequence-specific DNA binding; protein binding; DNA-binding transcription factor activity, RNA polymerase II-specific
Source: RefSeq, a predicted model, not a curated record
CGAGCGCGCAGCUCGGACCCGCCCGGACGCAGCGCUCGCCCGGCGGCCGCGGCGAUCACCCGCGCUGGUCCGGCGGCCGCGGCGCCCGCCCUCGCCCGCGCCCCAUGGGGUCACAGAGUCCGUAGAAGAGACCACCCCAGGAUCCCAGAUGAACAGCCGGCGGGAAGAUAUGGAAAUCGCGUCCCACUACCGGCAUCUGCUCCACGAGCUCAACGAGCAGAGGCAGCACGGCGUCCUGUGCGACGUGUGCGUGGUGGUCGAGGGCAAGGUCUUCAAGGCCCACAAGAACGUCCUGCUCGGCAGCAGCCGCUACUUUAAGACGCUCUACUGCCAGGUGCAGAAGGCGUCCGACCAGGCCACGGUCACGCACCUGGACAUCGUCACGGCCCAGGGCUUCAAGGCCAUCAUCGACUUCAUGUACUCCGCCCACCUGGCCCUCACCAGCAGGAACGUCAUCGAGGUGAUGUCCGCGGCCAGCUUCCUGCAGAUGACGGACAUCGUGCAGGCCUGCCACGACUUCAUCAAGGCCGCGCUGGACAUCAGCAUCAAGCCGGACGCCUCGGACGAGCUCUCGGAGUUCGAGGUGGGCGCCCCACCCAGCAGCGGCGCGGACGCCCUCAUCUCCGCCGUCAUGGCCGGGAGGAGCAUCUCCCCGUGGCUGGCCCGCCGCACGAGCCCCGCCAACUCUUCUGGGGACUCGGCCAUCGCCAGCUGCCACGAGGGCGGGAGCAGCUGCGGGAAGGAGGACCAGGAGCCCAAGGCCGACGGCCCCGCGGACCUGUCCUCCCAGCCGCUGUGGCCUGGCGACGUGGGCUACGGGCCCCUGCACAUCAAGGAGGAGCGGCUCUCGCCAGCUCACUACGGGGGCAGCGAGCCGCCGUCCGCCGGGGAUGGGGCCGCUCAGAACUCCUUCUCAGAGCAGGCGGCAGGGGACGGCUGGCAGCCCACGGGCCGGAGGAAGAACCGCAAGAACAAAGACACGGUCCGGCACAUCACGCAGCAGGUGGAGGACGACAGCCGGGCCGGCUCCCCGCUGCCAUCUUUCCUCCCGACGUCCGGGUGGCCCUUCAGCAGCCGAGACUCAAACGCGGACUUGACCGUCGCUGAAGCCAGCAGCUCCGACAGCCGCGGGGAGAGGCCCGAGCUCUACGCGCAUGUGGACGAGGGGCUCCUGGGAGGAGAAGGCAGCUACCUGGGAGCCCCGCUCACCCCGGAGAAGGACGACGCGCUGCACCAGGCCACCGCGGUGGCCAACCUGCGGGCGGCGCUCAUGAGUAAGAACAGCUUGCUGGCCCUCAAGGCCGACGUGCUGGCGGACGACAGCUCCCUGCUGCUGGAGUACCUGCCCAAGGGCACCCACUCCCUGUCCCUGAACGAGUUCACGGUCAUCAGGAAGAAGUUCCGCUGCCCCUACUGCAGCUUCUCGGCCAUGCACCAGUGCAUCCUCAAGAGACACAUGCGCUCCCACACGGGCGAGCGGCCCUACCCCUGCGAGAUCUGCGGGAAGAAGUUCACGCGGCGCGAGCACAUGAAGCGGCACACGCUGGUGCACAGCAAGGACAAGAAGUACGUGUGCAAGCUGUGUAGCCGCGUGUUCAUGUCGGCCGCCAGCGUGGGCAUCAAGCACGGCUCGCGGCGCCACGGCGUGUGUGCCGACUGCGUGGGUGGCGGCGGGGCCGGGCCCCUGGAUGGCGGCGGCGCCGAGGGCUCUCCUGAGCUGUUCGCGGGCGACGGGCCGUACCUGGAGGACCCCGAGGACCCACGCGGCGAGGGCGAAGAGGAGCUGGGCGAGGACGAGGACGACGUGGGCCUGGCCCCCGAGGACGCGCUACUGGGGGACGACAGGGAGGUCGAGGACUCGCCGCGGGGGCCUCGCAGCCCUGCCGGGGGCACCGACAAGGACUUCACCUGGAUCUCCUAGGCUGGGCCGGGCACUGGGCCGCGGCCGCCCCCGCCUGCGUGCGCCCCGGGCCCCCUUCACCUGCUCUCCCCCACCCCUCGAGGACACCCGGGGCUCAGAGGCGGGCGCUGCCCCAGCGAGUGGGGCUGGGGACGCGCGUGGGGCGGGUCUGAGCCCAGGGAGAGCCCUUGUCACCUCCCCCAGCAGGGGCGCGGGGCG